Dermochelys coriacea (leatherback sea turtle) is the source of this 1031-nucleotide messenger RNA. Its product is annotated as olfactory receptor 10A7-like. Gene Ontology annotation, molecular function: olfactory receptor activity. Lineage: Eukaryota; Metazoa; Chordata; Testudines; Dermochelyidae. The transcript is spliced from 3 exons. The record is from RefSeq and is a predicted model, not a curated record. Gene Ontology annotation, biological process: G protein-coupled receptor signaling pathway. Gene Ontology annotation, cellular component: membrane.
UGCUUGGAGACCUGCUAUACCUCCACUGUCCUGCCCAGCAUGCUGGCCAGUCUCCUGACUGGGACAGAACCAUUUCUGUUGGUGGCUGUAUCACACAAUGUUACUUUGUUGGUUUCCUUGCAGCUACUGAGUGUUAUCUCCUAGCAGCAAUGUCUUAUGAUUGGUAUCUAGCGAUAUGCAAACCACUGCAUUAUACAACCCUUAUGAAUGGCAGGCUCUGCCUCCAGCUAGCAACUGGGUCUUGGGUGAGUGGGUUACUGGCUAGUUCCAUAGUAAUGGGUAUGGUGUUACAGUUAACUUUGUGUGGCCCCAAUGAAAUUGACCAUUUCUUCUGUGAAUUUAAACAAAUAAUAAAUCUCUACCACAAUGACAUCUACCAGGUGGAGUUUUUAAUUACCAUUGUGGGUACUUUAUUUACCCUGCCGCCAUUUGCUUUAACUGUUUAAAGUUAAAGACAUCCUGUUUGUAUCAUCUCCACCAUCCUGCGAAUCUCGUCCACCACUGGGAGGCAAAAGACCUUUUCCACCUGCUCCUCUCAUCUCAUUGUAGUGACGAUUUUCUAUGGGACCUUGAGCAUUGUAUAUCUGCUACCAAAAACCAAGACACUCAGAGACGUCAGCAAAGUGUUUUCUCUCUUCUACACAGUUCUGACCCAUAUGGCCAAUCCCUUCAUAUACAGCCUGAGAAACAAAGAGACCAUCAGGAAAACUGCCAUUUAUUGUGAGACAAAUAACAUCCCAUUUCCCAAGAUAGAUCCAGAACAGAUUAAAGACACAGAUAACCCCUUCGAUUGCUACAUCUUCAAAGGAAAAGAUGUUCCUACCAUCAUGCACUUCCCGCUCUUCAACAUCAUAAAUUGUCCAGAUGAAAUACAGCACUUCAGAGACAGGUUUACCAUCUUUACUUCAUCCUACCCAGAAGACGAUGUCAAAGAACUCCUCAAAGGAGCAAAGAUGAAUUUGUCCAACAACAAGGAGAAGAUUUUGAAUGAGAUCCAGCAGAUUGUGUCUUCCUCCACCAAGGAGUUUUAA